Messenger RNA from Pochonia chlamydosporia 170, 723 nucleotides. Its product is annotated as serine/threonine protein phosphatase. NCBI's taxonomy places the organism in Eukaryota, Fungi, Ascomycota, Sordariomycetes, Hypocreales, Clavicipitaceae. The coding region runs from base 1 to 723 and encodes 240 amino acids. The transcript has 2 exons. The record is from RefSeq and is a predicted model, not a curated record.
AUGGCGUUCAGAGCCCUAGCAGGAAAGCCUCCCAAGGGUUCCGUAACCAUGGAUCCCAACUGCGCAAUAUGCCAUGCGCCAGCGACGUUGGCGUGUGAAUGUGAAGCACGAGGGCUUGAGAUGGCUAUUCGGCAAGCAGAGGACCACAUGAUGAGAUCUGUUUACAAUGACAUACGUUCUUGGGUCCGUGGUCAUGCUCAGGACUACGUCUUGGAGUACUUCCGUUUGCUCACCGAGAGACGGAAAAACGCUCACACGACACACCUAGACCAGAUAACUGCUCAUUCUUUCUACCAUUACAAUGCCCCUCCGCACCCAAAUCAAAUUGCCGAAGCCCAAGGGGCUCUCAAGCGCGGCAUUGACGAAGACUGGCAAGCUAGUGUUCAGCGAUAUCCUGAAGUGCUCGAAUAUUUCUUUGGCCUUGUUGAGCUCUCAUUACCGGCGGAUGAUGAGUCUGCCGUCAAAGAUCCACCCCUGAGUGCCUUGAAUGGACAUCGCAAGGCUACUCGGCGUAGCCUCGAAGGGACCGGUAGCGGUAGUGGUAGCGAUGGUAGGCGGGCGGCCCCAGCGUUGGCCGGCACACCUUUCCAACCGAUGUCGUCGUAUUCUGGUCGAGACACGACUUUGGACCGCCGUUCAUCACAACCACCAAGCCGUCGACCGCCCCCUCCUGCGCACUUACCGCCUCCUCCAUCGUCCUACUAUGGCGGAGGAUUCAGAUGA